CAUGAAGCCCAUGUAAGAUGAAAAUGCUAUUUUAAACCUCUAUGUUGUAUGACGACUUUGGACUAUGCUUAACACGCUUCAGUCCACACAAAUCAUAAAAUUGUGCAUUAUUUGUAUGAUUAUUAUUUAUUAUUAUUAAGUGACGUUUGUUUUUUCUGUCAUCCAUUGAUUUGUUUUCUCUCCUCCGCCAUGAUGUUACAUGGUAUGGGCUGGACAGCUAACUAGCUCCUUUAGCCUGCUGGGUGCUUGUGUUUGGGAAGGGAGGUGGUGCAAUGGGGAGAUGCUUUGCGCCGCUAAGCUUUACAUAGCAUUUGCCUCCAACAGAAGGCACCUUCACCAACGAGCUGUAUCCUCUGGUGAACCGCUCGUUGUCCUCGAGGGCUGCUGAUUGACAGCACAACGAUAUUUUAACGGUGGCCGAAGGACAGUGCUUCGUAACAAUUUAAAGAUUAACGCUCGCUGAAGUAAGCUGCCAGGCUAGUUCGGAGCUAGCCCCUCCUUGCUCUCUCUCUCUGUACAGUACCAUCAGAUUUCUCAGUCUCCUGCUGUAGGAAUGUUCUCUAAAAAGCCUCAUGGAGACGUCAAGAAAUCAACACAGAAAGUGUUGGACCCUAAAAAGGAUGUACUGACGAGACUCAAACAUCUGAGGAUAGUCAUCGAGAACGCAGAGUCAUCGGAGCUGAAGCAGUUCUUUGAUCAGAACUACUCGCACAUCUACUAUGUCUUCUUUGAGAACUUUGUCACCAUCGAGGUCGGCCUCAGACAAAAAGGACACAAGUCUCAGAGGGAGGAGCUGGAUUCCAUACUCUUCAUCUUUGAGAAAAUCCUCCAGCUCCUACCGGAGAGAAUUCAGAGCAGAUGGCAGUUCCACAGCAUUGGGCUCAUCCUCAAGAAGCUGCUGCACACAGGAAACUCCCUCAAGAUCCGUCGCGAGGGCGUGCGCCUGUUCCUGCUGUGGAUGCAGGCGCUGCAGAGCCACGCGGAGCGGGAGCAGCUCUGCAUGUUCGCCUGUCUGAUCCCGGGGUUCCCCGCGCCGCUGUGCCACGGCACCCCCCGCACGCUGGACACCCUGAUCAACCCGCCGCUCAACCUCACGGAGACUCAGGUGACUCCAGAGGAGAUCACCCCAUUGGUCCCUCCUCAGUCAGGGGACAAGAACCAGGAAGACCUCACUGCCUAUUUCCUGGAAGCAUUGCUCAAAUACAUGGUAAACCAGGCCAAGUCUCUGGAAUGGCGCUGCAAAGAGAACCACGAGCGUGGCUUCAACUUCCUCUUUGACCACUUCAGGAAGUUCUACCUGCCCCACAUCUUUCCCAACUUCUCCAUGGAAACCAGCCUCUACCAACCCAUAUUGGACGUGCCCCCCAUGCGGCCCAAGCCCUACUACAGCAUGGUGCGCAGGGAGCCCGAUACCGGCAGCGAGCCCCUCUACUGCACCAAGGAGAGCUUCCUGCAGGCACGGGUCAUCUUCAUCCGCUGGCUGGUGUCCUUCUGGCUGGAGCCGCGCACAAACGCCUUGACCAUCAUCCCCGGCACCGAGGGCGAGAUCAUCCCCAAGAACAUCCAGAGAGCGGCCGCGGGCCUCGCCGCUCGCGCCGCCGGCCUCUCGGACGACGGCCUGGCCGGGCUGCGGUCCGACAACCACCUCGACGGCACCGGCUCCGCGGGCUCCGGCGGACUGGGAGGGGGCGGCGGCGGCGGCAUCGGCGGCGCGCUGGGCGGCAAUUGCGGCGGUCUGGGCGGCGGCAGCGGCGGGCUCUCGGGGGGCUUCGGGCGGGAGGGCGAGCAGAGCCACUCCAACACGUCCACGCUGACGGAGCGCGAGCCCAGCUCGUCCUCGCUGUGCUCCAUGGACGAGGAGCAGCUGACGGACAUGGAGGUGGUGCGCCGGGUGCUCACCAGCAACAGGACCAACGUCAACUUCAUCACCGAGAUCUUCAGACAGGCCUUUCUCCUGCCCAUGUGCGAGGCGGCCGCCAUGCGUAAGGUGGUGCGCGUGUACCAGGAGUGGAUCGCCAUGGAGGACAAGCCGGUGUUCAUGAAGGAGCCGGACCACGGCCCCUACCCCGCCACCAACAGCCUGGACCGGGAGCACGACGACCAGUCUAACAAACUCAUUGACAAUGAGAUGCUCGAGUACAGUAUCCAUGCUGGGGUCCAAACCACACUUCAGGUGUUCAUCACCCACUCCGCCAACGUGUUCCUGCUUGAGCCGGCCAACGACCUCAAGACCCUGCUGGAGGAGCAGGUGGACAUGUGCAAGCGUGUGCUCAACAUCUACCGCAGCCUCGUCAUGCACCAGAGCAUGGACCAGAAGACCUGGGAGCAGAUCUUGCUGGUGCUGCUCAGGGUGACUGAGUCGGUGAUGAAGAGGCCUCCCUCCAUCAUGCCUCAGGGGAAGAAGAGCAACACGCUGUCGGGACGGCUCGCAGCAGCCUUGUUUCAGACCCUGAUCGUGGCCUGGAUCAAGGGGAACCUCAACGUCUUCAUCAGCCGGGACCUGUGGGACGACCUGCUCUCGGUGCUCUCCUCCCUCACCUGCUGGGAGGAGCUGGUCACCGAGUGGUCCCUCACCAUGGAAACCCUCACCAAGGUGCUCGCCAGGAACCUGUACACGGUGGACCUGAAUGAGCUUCCUCUGGACAAACUAAGUGAACAGAAGCAGAAGAAGCACAAAGGAAAAGGCAUGGGUCUGGAGGGCCAGCGGCAGUGCGUGGACCGCUCCUUCUCCAAAGGCUGGAGCCGCGACCAGCCGGGCCAGGCGGCCGCCAUGAGGCAGCGCAGUGCCACCACCGCCGGCUCCCCCGGCCUGGAGAAGGCCAGGAACAUCGUCCGCCAGAAGACCGUCGACCUCGAGGACCCGCCCAUCACCCUGGCACCCCGCCCCUCCCGCAUGCGCCACUCCUCGCAGAGCGAGGAGGCGCCCAGCGCUUCCUGCUCCGAGGUCUUCCAGGGCGGGUCAUGUGACCUGGAGUCGGCCCCGCCCCCGGUGAUGGCGCGGAGCAGCAGCGCCUCCGACGUGGUCAUGGAGCCCUUCGUCACGGAGCGGGCCAAAGGUGACGAGCCCCCCGACGACCCCCGCACCACCCCCGAUUCUUCCCACCACCUCACCCCCACUUUCUCACAGCUCACAGCCAGUAGCCUCGCCACGCCACCACCCCCGCCGCACUCCCCCGCCUCCGACCCCCUGGCCUCCCACCACGCCGUCCUCUCGUCCUCCUUGGACGAGCUGGGCGACGGCGCGCUGUACGCCCAGCUCUGGCCCGGCCCGGCCCCUCGAGGCCGGGCCCCCCGCUCCGACUGGGCCAGCGUCUCGGACUCCGCCCUCGUCUUCUCCCCCGAGAGAGAGAUGGACGAGGAGGACGGGGGAGCGGGAGAAGAGGAGGACGACCUGUUCUCCUCCAUCAGGGAUUACCUCACCCAGAGGGGGGCCGAGAGGCGGGAGGAGGCCGCGGCCGCGGGGGGGAAAGGGAAGGAGGGCGCCGGGGGCGACGCCGACGCCGCGCCCCAGCCCGUGCUGGUGCAGACGGGCAUAGCUAGGACCCAGGUAGGGCCGCUAGGGCAGGUCCGGGAGGCCCGGCAGGUGGCCCGGGAGGACGGGCCGACCAGCAAGGACGCCCGACAGGUAAGUAAAGCGGGGAGGCACGGCAGCGAGGACUCUGGGGAGGAGACGGAGGCGGAGCAGCGCAGCAUCUACGAGUGCCUGGAGCUGCAGUGCCCGUGGCCGUCGCCCGGCAGCGGCAGCUCCAGUCUGGAGAGGCAGGCCGGCCGCCGGGAGAGGAGGGACGGAGACGGGGACGGGGACGAGAGGGGAGGGGAUCAGGGAAGGGACCGUAAGGAAGUCGUGGUGUCGUCGCCGUUGUCCGAGAGACGCCCCCAGCUGACGAGGCAGGAGCCCCUGGAGACGGAGAUCGUCGGCGGCCCCGCCGCGAGCCCCCCCUCUCAGACCCCCAGCCCGGAGACGUCCCGGGGUAAGCUUGCCCGCGGGCGCCCCAAGAAGCGGCAGGCGAGCGGGGUCCACGUGAGCUUCCGGCCCUCCACCGAGUCGGUGCAGUUCCACAACCCCCUGGAGAGCAAGGAGGCCCACUGGAGGGCCCGGCUGCGGCGCCUCAGCCACUUCCACACGCACAGCCACUCCGCCGGGGAGCGGCCGGGGACCCCGCCCGGGGCCAAGGCGGGGCCGGGUGGUCCGGGAGGGUUACCAGGGGCGGGCCUCAAGGCGGGGCUCCACGAGAAGGCCGGCCCCGGGGAGCCCUCGGCGGCCGGCCCCGGCGCCCCCGGGGACCGCUCGGGGGCCGGGGGCCAGGACUGCAGCGACAAGGACGAGGAGCGCCCGGCGGGGGGCGCGGCCCACCCGGAGAAGGCGGCCGGGGCUGGCUCCUCCGGGGUGAGGGGCCGCCUGGGCCGCUCCGGCCUGCGGCCCCGCGGGUCCCGCUCUCGCUCCCAGGAGCCCGGCGGCGGCGGUGGCGGCGGCCCCCGGCACCACCACCAGGUGGCCCUGCUGGGCGGGGUCUAUAAGACGGUGGUGCACGCGCUGUCCUCCAAGCCGCGGCCCCGGGGCCAGGGCUCGUCCCAGGGCUCGUCCCCGCAGCGGCAGGUCCGCGGGGCCUCUGGCGACGCGCCCCUCAGGGACCUCUACUCCCACGUCCUGGGCUACUUUGGACGCAAGACCGCGACGCCAGCAGCCAAUAAGGAGGAGGUGGUCCAGAAAGCACGCCCGGUCUCCAGCGACGUUGGCGGCGCCAACCCCAACUUCUCGGACCUGAUGGACGAGUUCAUCCAGGAGAGGCUGAAGGGUCGCCGUGGCAGCAGCCCAGGCAGUCUGGAGAUCCCCAAGGACCUGCCGGAGCUCCUGGACGGCGGCCAGGGUCCCGGGUCGCGGGCCUCAGACGACCCGCGGCCCAUCGACGACCCCGGGGUUCCCUCAGAGUGGACCUCUCCCGCCAGCGCCAGCGGCUCUGAUGUCGUCAGCUCCGACAGCCAAUCGGAUUCCUUUAAUGCCUUUCAGUACACCAGCUGCAAGUUUGACACCUUCACCUUCAGCUCAGACCUGGGCACCGGAGCAGGAGGGGGAUCGGGGUCUGACGGAGGAGGCGGGCGGGGAAGCUCCCUAGACCAGGACAGCCUUGGAGGGGGCAUGGCCUGUGAGGAACAGGAAGUGGCCAGUCUGACGACGCUCCACCUCGACUCGGAGACCAGCAGCCUCAGUCACACCGUCACCGUCACUGGGUCAGAGAGUGCCGAGUCUCCCGUGCGUUCCCUGGGGGGCUCUCGGUCCCAGACCCCCUCCCCCGCAACGCUGACGGCGGAGCACGCAGAGCGUACACACUCCCACUCGCACACACACCUGCAACUGGACCAGAAGUUGCACCACGCUGCCCUGCAGACCCCUGACCACGAAACAAGUGAGGACUGUAGCGUGAUGGCUGGGGGCUCUUUGAUCGGUUGGCAUGCCGACGUCGCCACGGUAAUGUGGCGGAGGAUGCUGGGUAUCCUCGGAGACGUCAACACCAUCAAGGACCCAGAGAUCCACGCCCAGGUGUUUGACUAUCUGUGUGAGCUAUGGCAGAACCUGUCCAAGAUCCGGGAUAAUUUGGGCAUUUCUCUGGACAACCAAUCAUCUCCUCCGCCUCCUGGUCUGAUCCCGCCCCUCAGAAUCCUAACACCAUGGCUGUUCAAGGCGACCAUGCUGACAGAGCGCUACAAGCAGGGGAAGCUCCACGCCUACAAGCUGAUCUGCAGGAUCAUGAAGAGGCGCCAGGACGUGUCCCCCAACACAGACUUCCUCACGCACUUCUACAACAUCAUGCACCACGGCCUCCUGCACCAGGACCAGGACAUAGUGAACACCAUCAUCAAGCACUGCAGCCCCCGGUUCUUCAGCAUCGGCCUUCCCGGAGCCACCAUGCUCAUCCUGGACUUCAUCAUCGCCGCUGCUCGCGUCACCGCCUGCUCCUCGCUCAACGCUCCCAGGGUGGAGGCGCAGGUGCUGCUGGGCUCCCUGGUGUGUCUGCCCAACCUGUACGAGGAGCUGCCCGCCCUGCACCCCACCACGGCCGACCUGGUGCUCACCAAGUUCACCGACGUCAAGGAACACAUUAUCAAACACAUCUUGACCUCCGCCAAAGAUGAACCCUCCGCUCCUGCAAGGUGUGUGGCCCUGUGCAGUCUGGGGAUCUGGCUGUGUGAGGAGCUGGUCCGAGGCACCCAGCACCCCCAGAUCAAGGAGGCACUCAACGUGCUGUGUGUCACUCUGAAGUACCCCAACAAGAGCGUAGCAUUGGUCGCAUCUGAUGUCCUUCACCUGCUGAUCAACUAUGCUGAUCACCUGCAGAAAUUCCCACCGGACACCCCCAAGAAGAUUGUUGAGAUUUUGAUUGCCACAAUCACAUGCCUGCUGCCUUCUACGGAGUCCUCCCCUCAUGAACUGGACAAGAGGCUGGUAGUGUCCUUGCUGCUGUGUCUGUUGGACUGGGUCAUGGCCCUGCCCCCCAAGACCCUGCUGCGGCCCGUUCAAACACGCAGCCCCCCAGACAAGGACCAGCCCACCAAGACCCUGCUGAGCUGCAUUUACAAGGUGCUGCACGGCUGUGUGUACGGAGCCCAGUCGUUCAGUAGCGCCAAGUACUUCCCCCUGCAGCUGUCGGACCUGUCCAGCUCCGAGUACGACCCCUUCCUGCCCCUGGAGAGCCUGCGGGAGCCCGAGCCGCUCCACAGCCCCGACUCUGAGCGCUCCAGCAAGCUGCAGCCCGUCACCGAAGUCCGCAGUCGCCUCCAGCACGGCCUGGUUUCCAUAGCGGCGAGGACGGUCAUCACACACCUGGUCAACCAUCUGGGGCAUUACCCCAUGUCUGGGGGUCCUGCUACGCUCACCAGCCAGGUGUGUGAGAACCACGACAACCCGUACUGCGAGAGCCCCGACCUGGGUCCAGAACUCUUCCACUCCCCCAACCUCCAGUUCCUGGUGCUCAACGGCUCCACGCUGCUCUCUGUGCUGCAGAUCCGGUCCGAGUCGGGGGUCCCUGGAGGGGGGAUGACCGCCGGGCUGUCCUCGGUGCCCGCCUGCGUGCGCGUGGUGGUCCGGGACGUGGCCGGCAAACACUCGUGGGACUCGGCCGUCCUGUACGGGCCGCCGCUCUGUCCCGGCGGGCAGGCCACCCCGCCGCCAACACGCCCACACCCUCAGGCCCCGCCUCAGGGCCUGCAGCUGCACACCCCGCCCGGACCCCCGGCCCGGAGGCUGGGCGACAAGAGAGAGGUGCAGGAGGAGGUGAGGGAGGAGGAGGAGGAGGAGGAGGAGGAAGAACCAGAGGAGGAGCAGGACUGCAGCCCUGUGGAGAAGGAGAAGGAGCAGGGGGUGGGCAGUGAGAAAGGGGAGGACGACGAGGAGAAGGACGAGGACGAUCAGAAAGAGGGCGAGGACGCGGUCAUGGAGCGGGGGGACGCCGGCUCCGAGCAGCUGCCCGCCCCGCCAUUGGCCAAGCGCGUGUGUCGGGAGGCGGUGCCAGGCUGGGAUUCGCUGAGGGAGGGAGACGACACGCUGGAUGAGAUGCUACAGUACCUGGGCUACUCCAGUCCCGAGUGUCUGCAGAGAGCAGGCAUGCCUCUCAAUAUCCCCGCCCCUCAACCAGCGUGCGUCUCGGAGAAGCAGGAGAAUGACGUCAUCAACGCCAUCCUGAAGCAGAAUGCUGCAGAGCACGAAUUCAUCCUGCUCCGAGGGGAGGGGCUGAACAUGCGGGCGUCCCAGCAGCCGGAGCCCGACACCGAGACCCCGCAGUCGGCCUUCUACUACUGCAGACUGCUGAUCAACAUCCUGGGCCUCAACUCAUGGGAGAAGAGGACCAACUUCCACCUGUUGAGGAAGAACGAGAAGCUACUGCGAGAACUGAAGAACCUGGACUCCCGUCAGUGCCGUGAGACGCACAAGAUCGCGGUGUUCUACGUGGCCGAGGGCCAGGAGGACAAGCACUCUAUCCUGACCAACACAUCGGGGAGCCAGGCCUACGAGGAGUUUGUCUCUGGGCUGGGCUGGGAGGUGGACCUGACCAGUCACUGCGGCUUCAUGGGCGGCCUGCAGAGGAACCACAGCACGGGCAUGACCACGCCCUACUUCGCCACCUCCACCACCGAGGUGGUCUUCCACGUGUCCACGCGCAUGCCCCCGGACCAGGACCAUAACCUCACCAAGAAGCUGAGGCACCUGGGAAACGACGAGGUGCACAUCGUGUGGUCGGAGCACUCGCGCGACUACCGCCGCGGCAUCAUCCCCACCGAGUUCGGGGACGUGCUCAUCGUCAUCUACCCCGUCAAGAACCACAUGUACUCCGUCCACAUCCUCAAGAAACCCGAGGUGCCGUUCUUUGGGCCCUUGUUUGACGGCGCCAUAGUGGACAUGAAGAUCCUGCCCACGAUGGUGAGGGCCACCGCCAUCAACGCCAGCCGGGCCCUCAAGUCUCUGAUCCCACUCUACCAGAACUUCUACGAGGAGCGUUCCCGCUACCUGGAGACCGUCCUGCACCACCAGGAGCCCACCACCUUCGAGGACUACGCGGCCCGCGUCUACAGCCCCGCCCCCUGCACGCACCCCCCCUCCGACGCAGAGGACAGUAGUGUGUCCUACCUGAUGGUUCCUAAGCCUCUGGACGGCUUGAGCCUGCUUAGGGUCAAGGGAAAGGGCCUCAAACACAAAGUAUUUCACGCAAGCUGCGAAUGGUACGGUGUGAGGCCGACAAGUUGCCCUGAGUCGUCUAUCAACCCUAAAAGCCCCUCCACUGUUUUUAUUAGAAGGGAGGCUACACCCAUGUAUAAAUGUAUUGCCACCUAAAGGUUGAAAUUGGCCUUCAAAAGCACAAAUAUUGAAUUUGCGCAGUUUCCAAAAUGAUCAUGGUGUUAUAUGGUCUUCUUUGUCUGGAUUAACCAGAUUCAUAGUAGCAUAAAUGCUAUUAUCUUUGUAUAUAAAGAACACAUUCUUGACAGAAAUGGCCAGUUUCAUGUGCAGACAAAUGGUUUGUCUCUUAUUGAGGCGUAUAUUGCAGCCACUCGAGACCAGCUUCAGUGGUUUCCUACUAAGAACCAUUUCUGACCUGUAGGUUAGAAAUGGUUAGGUGGUCAGGUGGCAAAUCCUAGCGUAGAGCUGCUCCUUAACCUCCUCGCCUAGUCCCUGCUCGGAACGUGUAGUGUGCUCUGUAGGCUGGGGUAGAAGAUUCCUACUCCUUCGCCCAUUUCCUACCCUUAGAGCUCCAAGACGUAGGAACAAAAAGGGCACCCAGCAAGGCAUCUAGAGAAGGCGGAUCAGUUUCCGUAGUGUGGUUCAUCGCCUCGCCACUUUGCCGUAGCUCCUGGGCUCCCCUGCUGUCCCCCCUCUCCCCCCUCUGUCCUGUCACGGCUCUCUUCUGUGUCCGGUGGCUAAACUUGUUUGCCUCCCCUUAUCCCAUCUACCACCGCCCAGCACUCUGUCUCUGCCAAAUCGAGCGCUUCUGUCCCUCUGUGUCGUGGUGUUUUAUAAGAACGUGUUGGAAUGAGAACCUACCUUAUUACUCCCUUGUCUGUCAUUAGGUGUGUGUGUGUGUGUUUGUGUUUGUGUUUGUGUUUGUGUUUGUGUUUGGGUGGAGCGGUGGGAUUAGUAGGUUGUGGGGCACUGUAAUAUCUGGGAAAUUCCUUUUUGUCUUAUUCAUCCUCUACCCCCCCCCCCCCCCCCUCCCCCCUUCCUUCUUCAUCCUACAUUCCCUCCAUCCUCCCCUUACCUCCUCCUCCUCCUCCACCGACCUGUCUCUCUCUCAGGCUCCUGCCUCGAGAUUCUUCGGGGAGAAAGUCCGGCGCUGGGGGAGGUCGGGGGCGACUCCCCCUCGCCCAUGUCUCCUCGGACUAGCAAGAGCCGCAUGUCCAUGAAGCUGAGGCGCUCGUCGGGAUCGGCCAACAAGA
This is a messenger RNA of Gadus macrocephalus (Pacific cod), 9921 nucleotides long. RefSeq names its product Ral GTPase activating protein catalytic subunit alpha 1 (gene ralgapa1). Gene Ontology annotation, biological process: regulation of small GTPase mediated signal transduction; positive regulation of GTPase activity. NCBI's taxonomy places the organism in Eukaryota, Metazoa, Chordata, Actinopteri, Gadiformes, Gadidae. Gene Ontology annotation, cellular component: nucleus; cytoplasm. The record is from RefSeq and is a predicted model, not a curated record. Gene Ontology annotation, molecular function: GTPase activator activity.